AUGUCGCGCGCGGGCGAAAGCCAAGUGCAGGCGAACGGGUUUGGCUCGGACGAUUACAUUGCCUUUGACUGGGACGAGCCUGUUGCAGUCAGUGUGGAUGCACGUGAAAAUGCGCAAGCGACAUCGGUGGACGACGCUGUGCGUGAGCAUGCAAUGGCAAGAAGCACGCCUUGGGCAGCGCAUGUUCCUUGGCACGCGUUUCGCAAUGUCGCUGAAAUGUUUACUGCGGAGAUUCAAGCAUACGGAGACUGGAUUAAGCCCACUCCGGAGGAACACAAAGUGCGCAUGAUGGUUAUUGAGCUGCUACAGCAGGCACUCUGCUCCGAGUGGCCCGACGCCGAAGUGCGCUCGUUUGGUAGCCAGGAUACGCAGCUUUAUCUUCCACAAGGCGACAUUGAUCUCGUCGUUCUUUCGCGAGCCAUGGAGCAGCGCGCACGCGAAACGACGCUGCGGCGCAUGGCUGCGUGCCUGCGCGCGCAUGGUCUCGCACAGGAUAUCCAGGUAAUUGGGCGGGCCAAAGUGCCCAUUAUUAAGUUUGUAUGUACCUACGGCCACUUUCAUGUGGAUAUUUCCAUCAACCAAGCCAAUGGUCUCCAAGCUGCGGGGCUUGUAAACCGAUGGCUCCGCAAGCAGCCGUCGCUGCGGUCAUUGGUGAUGGUGGUGAAGCAAUUGCUCCAGCAGCGCGCAUUGUCUGAAGUUUUUACCGGAGGGCUCGGUAGCUUUAGCGUCACGCUUAUGGUCCUUUCCUUCCUGCAGCUGCACCCCAAAAUCCAGCGCGAAGAAAUUGUACCGGAGAAAAAUUUGGGCACACUGCUCAUGGAGCUGCUCGAGCUGUAUGGCAAAAACUUUGGCUACGACGAGUCUGGCAUUACCGUUCGCGGCAUGGGUGGCUACUUUAACAAGCGCCAGCGUGGAUGGUACGACGGGAGGAAGCCGUUUUUGCUCAGUAUUGAGGAUCCCCACGAUGUGACCAACGAUAUUUCCAAAGGCUCAUUUGCGGUUAUCAGCGUGCGGUCCACUUUGGGUGGUGCGUACGAUAUAUUGCAUGCUGCACUCUGUGCGCGUGCAAACGAGAUGCAUGUUUUCCGGCGCAGGCAGCGCACAUUGCGCGACGCACAGGCGCAGCGCAAGCACACCUACUUCUCUGCAGAGGAUGGCGACGACCGAUUACAUCGCACUGGCGACAACAAAGAGCCCGAGUCUAUUUUAGGCUCGGUCUUGGGCAUAUCGCGCGAAAUGAUCAAGCGUAGAAAGGAAAUCAAGGCGUUGUACGACACUGGGGUGCUUCAGUCGCGAAUGGCGAAGGAUGUGGGUGCGGAUGCACAAGAAGACAGUACACUGAGCGUUAAACGCCGCAAGCGCCAGGCGCAUACAAGCGAAGCACAAGACUAUGCCGUAUUUGCUGCGCCGAAACCACUCACCGGGGACCGCGCGAAAAAACACCGCAUCGUGAGUGGGGAGAGCGCACACGACUCAAAAUAUGCGCUUGCGUCCAAGCACCGCGCGGCCAAACGCAAAGACCCAUGGAGUGAUGUACUGAGCGAGCCUCAAGUGGCAAGCAGCGACGAAGACGCUGUCUCGGACUCGAGCAGCGUCGCAUAUGUCGCCGCGUCCUCAGACAGCGAUGCGCCGGACCCCCGACCAGCAGUGUCGGAGCCGCAUGUUUCGCUUUGUGCCAAAAAAUCCACGAACCCGAAUUUGAGCAAGGCCGAUCGUCUCGCAUACUGGCACAGCAAAGGCGGUAUCAGCCAAGAAUUGUAG
This is a messenger RNA of Malassezia vespertilionis, 1761 nucleotides long. Its product is annotated as polynucleotide adenylyltransferase. The record is from RefSeq and is a predicted model, not a curated record. Gene Ontology annotation, molecular function: mRNA binding; poly(A) RNA polymerase activity. Gene Ontology annotation, biological process: RNA 3'-end processing. Lineage: Eukaryota; Fungi; Basidiomycota; Malasseziomycetes; Malasseziales; Malasseziaceae. Bases 1 to 1761 code for a protein of 586 amino acids. Gene Ontology annotation, cellular component: nucleolus; TRAMP complex. The transcript is spliced from 2 exons.